CCUGUAGGCUGUGCUUGCUGGAGGAAUGCCUGCAGGGCUGGGACCAUCAGCUCUCCUGCUCCACUCCCAGGGCAGCCGCUCUCAGGAAGGAGCUGACAAUGGCUAUUUUUUGUUAAGGCCUCUCUCCGUGGGUGCGUUAAAGGCAUGGCAGAAAUCAGUCUGGCUUUGGGGCAUAUGUGCUUUACUUCAGUCCUGUCACAUCGUCAUUGCAGCUUCAGGGUCCUGCUAGGCUCUACAAACACUGCAUGAAACCAUUCCCUAACUAAUCCUUGAAGCCUGAAUAAAAAGCGACAAGGAAAGGACCCUUCCAAAAGUUACAAAAGCAUGGAGGCAGAGGAAACUUCGUCUUUGUGGCUAAGGAUUUCUCUAGAGACAACUGAAAAACUGAGUCUUUAUAAAGCAUCUUGUUCUCUUGGGAUAAAGUCUUCAAGUGUUUGAAUGCUGCUUGCCUAAAACAAUGCUGGAAAUACCUCAGGAGGAGACUGGAAAGAAAAGUUUUAUCACAGCCCUGGUUCCAAACCCACUUGCUUCCCCAUGGCCUGAGCCACAACUGAUAAGCAAGGACAGGGCUGAACGGCAUCUAAUCAUCUAUUACAAAAGAAAAAUAGUGCAGCUCAAAAGGGAUUUUUACCUGCUGCUACAUAAAUCUUCAUGCAGUUUCUCUGCUUGUCUAGAAGGACAGGAAUUUCUUUGCAACCAGAAAAAAAGAUGUUGGCUGUGCCUGUAGCAUGCCCAGCUCAGCAGAAGGGAAAUGCUUGUUCAUUAUUUGCAGCCAUAAUUAGUAUGGGACACUAGUUAAAGGAGAAGGUGUUUGCUAAGCAAUCACCCAGUGAGAUACGAGGCUCUGGGAGCAGCAUUGGACAGCGCUAGCUGGAAGGAAUGUGGUCAUACAGGAAAGCAGGGCAAAGCACCACCAGACCUGCUCUCGCUGGUGUUUGGACCUUCCAGCUCAUCUGGGGGUGAAACCUGCAGCUCAGCCAGAAGGGAGGAGUUUCUGUGCUGCUGAGACAAGGGCAGACAAAGCCCAUUUGUUGCCUGAAUGCUGCAGAAUGGCCUUCUUUGGCAAAAUGUAGAGGUAGCCAAAACCCAGCCUGUGCCCCCCUGAACCUCAUGAUGGAAGAUGAUCCAGCACAAAGGUGAUGGUGCAACAGUUGCUCUUUGGAUCAUCCAGAAAUUGGAGCCAGUCUGUGAGAUUUAAGAAAGUUUAUGCUGUAUCAGACUUUCUCAACAGAAGAACCCCAACUCCUUCUCACAAUGGUUUAAAGGCUGUGCUGAAGACUGCCUGGAUGACAGACCUGCUUUGAAGCCUGUCAACCCCUCUGCAGAGCACCUCUCCUGUUAGGAACUGAUGUCCUGGAGAACAAUGGCUGGGAGCAGGGUGAGGGGCUGUGCUGUGCUGUGCUAGCAGCCUUUGAUCACACCUGGCACGUGUCCAACCAGAGCCUGCUUGUGGGCACUGCUGGCUUUUAGCAUCUCUGAUCACAUCACACUGGAGUAUAGGAACCGUGCUUUGCUUGAAGUUGUCAGCUGGUCUCAGGAGCCCACAGGCCCACUGCUCAGCUCUGCUCUACUCUUGGGAUGAAUCAGAAGCUGAAUUUUCAAAUGUUCUAAAAGCUAAUUGUUUGCACAAGAAACAGUCCCCAGCAUUGCUCCUCAAUGGAUUGUCAGGAAAAUGACUGCACAGAUUUUGAAUUCUGAUGGAAAUGUUGUCAGUGCUGUUCAAAUGGUGAAGCUGCACACAAACACGGGCAUGGGAUUGAAGAAAUGAGGAGGAAGCUUGAGGUUGUGAUGGUUUCAUUUCUGUGAAGUUUAAGCUCAGGAGAUUUCACUUUGGGGUUUUGAAAAGCCUUUAUCAGCUGCAUGGCUGAGGGGCUGUGUCCCGGGCUCACAAAUGUCCCAAGCAAUCAAUCUGUCAAGCCAAGUGCUGUAAACACGUCAGGAAAGCUGGUGCUGAACAGGAAUUGAUAAUGACAUCCUUAAUAAAAUCCAGAAGAAAAACAUUUGUGUGCACGAAGAGAAGAUGUACAGGGGCUCCUUUGAUACCACACUCAAGGGAUGCUGAACGCCGCAGGUGGGAGUGGUGACUGGGUGAGUUCUCCGGGAAGGUGUGUGACCCAGCCUGCUCCAGAAACAACCUGGCACUGAAGGCGUUGUUGGGAGGCGUUUGCCUUUCCACGCCGUGCCAAACUCAUGAAGAAACUCAUGUGUGGGACCAUGUUUCAGCUGCAGACACGCCAGGGCGGGACUGACGGAGGCAGAUUGUGUCUGUGGUUUCCAAUUGACUUCCACUGCUGCUUUUCUGAGGAAAACAGACCUGGGAGCUGGGAGUCUUCAAGCCUGGGAGCUGGGAGUCUUCAAGUCUGCCUGUGGAAUUGGAGCUGGAACUUCCAUUCUGCCCGUGUAGGUGUCCAACCCCUCCUGCCACCGGAGAGGACCCCACGUGGAAUAAGGAUGAUUGCUCGGCUGUUAACCACGGAAGAGUCUGUCUGUGAGGAUAUUGCUGUGCACAGAGGUGUCCCUGUUCCCCUACCAUGUACAUACAGUGAAUGAUUUUUGUUUUAGCUCCUCUGUUCCUGACCCUCCCAGCUGUGUAAAUGCUCACAGGGAGUCAACUCAAAGUCACCCUGGGAAUCGCUGAAGCUGUUCCGUGCAGGAGGCACUGCUGAGAUUCCCCUCGCAGCGAUGGACUUGGAUAAACAAUCCGUAUGGGGAUCCCUGAAACAGAAGACCCGGCCGUUCCUGCGAAACCUGAGCGUGAGGAAGACGAAGAAGAGGUCAGUCAAAAUGCUGGAGAGGAAGGGCCGCUCCUUGGACCGCUGUCUCAGUGUGUCUGUGCCUGACAUGCUGGAGGUGGAGACUCUCAUGGAAGAAGAAGAAGAGGAGGAGGAAACGACUUACUCAAGUGCUCAGGUGUUGUCGAGCUGCUCCCCCAAGAGCUUCUCCAGGUCUGUGGUGUCCCUGAGAAGCAGGAACUCUUCGGUGAAGGCGGCGGGGGAGGACUGGCUGUGGGCGUCGCAGCAGGGGACGCGCACGGAGGUGACAGUCACCCCCCCAGACACGCAGGCUGUGGGCAUUCACCUGCUGUCCUUGCGAGGAGCUGAGGCCGUGGGCAGCCCCGUGUCCGAGGGGAAGAGGAAACCCAGCGAGGACCUCUUGGAGCUGCUGCAGGGCUCCCGCCUGAGCGACGAGGGCACAGAGUACUCCUUUGGAGAAAUGGAUUUUGACUCUUCCCUAUCAUCUCAAAAUUUUGAUGAUCAAAUGGCUCUGGAGGAAGCAAACGACUGCCUGAGCGACCUGCCCAGCCCCUUUGCCUACCUGCUGACCAUCCACCUGAAGGAAGGCAGGAACCUGGUUAUCAGGGAUCGCUGUGGUACAAGUGACCCGUACGUGAAGUUUAAACUGAAUGGCAAAACACUCUACAAAAGUAAGGUAGUCUACAAGAACCUCAACCCAGUUUGGGAUGAAACUGUUGUGCUGCCCAUACAGACCCUCGAUCAAAAACUCUGGAUCAAGGUGUACGAUCGUGAUUUAACCUCUUCAGACUUCAUGGGUUCGGCAUCUGUAGCGCUCACUGAACUUGAACUCAAUAGAACUACUGAACAGGUUUUAAAACUGGAAGAUCCCAACAGUUUAGAAGAUGACAUGGGAGUGAUUGUAUUAAACUUGAGUCUAGCAGUCAAGCAAGGAGACUUCAAGAGAAAUAGAUGGUCAAGUCGAAAGAAACGAACUUCAUCCAAGUCGAGUUUCACGCGGAGCAUGCGGCUCUCGGAGUCUCUGCGCAAGAACCAGCUGUGGAACGGGCUGGUCACCAUCACCCUCUUGGAGGGGAAGAACAUGCCCAGAGGGGGCUUGGCUGAGAUUUUUAUUCUCCUCAAACUGGGAGAUCAAAGAUACAAGAGCAAGACACUGUGUAAGAGUGCAAAUCCUCAGUGGAGGGAACAGUUUGAUUUUCACUACUUCUCUGACAGGAAGGAUAUAUUGGACAUUGAGGUGUGGAGAAAGGAUAACAAAAAGCACGAGGAGCUUUUGGGAACGUGCCACGUUGACAUUACUGCCCUGCCAACAAAGCAGACCAACCGCUUGGAGCUGCCUCUGGAGAAACAUCCAGGGUCCCUGCUGAUGCUGAUUGCUGUUGCCCCAUGCACAGGAGUCUCGAUCUCUGAUUUGUGUGUCUGUCCUUUGGGAGACCCCAAUGAACGGCAACAGAUUUAUCAACGUUAUUGUUUAAGGAAUUCCUUUCGGGACAUAAAGGACAUUGGCUUCUUACAAGUCAAAGUUUUAAAGGCAGUGGACCUGAUGGCAGCAGAUUUUUCAGGCAAAAGUGAUCCUUUCUGUGUCUUGGAGCUGGGAAACGACAUGCUUCAAACACACACCGUUUACAAGAACCUCAAUCCUGAGUGGAACAAAGUUUUCACAUUCCCUAUUAAAGAUAUUCAUGAUGUUCUGGAAGUGACUGUGUUUGAUGAAGAUGGAGAUAAACCCCCUGAUUUCCUUGGAAAAGUUGCCAUCCCUCUACUGUCUAUUAGAAACGGUAAACAAAGUUGUUACACACUGAAGAAUAAAGACUUGGAACGUGCUUCAAAAGGAGUAAUUUACUUGGAGCUGGAUGUCCUGUUUAAUCCUAUAAAAGCAAGUAUUAGAACAUUCAAGCCCCGAGAAAAGCGCUUUACUGAGGAGAACCGCAAAUUUUCUAAAAAGAUCUUAUCAAGAAAUGUUGAUCGCGUGAAAAAAAUCACCAUGGCAAUAUGGAAUACAAUACAAUUCCUUUGGAGCUGCUUUCUCUGGGAGUCCACGGUAAAGAGCCUGAUAGCAUUUGUGGUAUUUAUGAUCACAGUCUGGACCGUGGAGCUGUACAUGGUGCCCCUGGCUUUGCUGGGGCUCUUUGCCUACAAUUUCUCCCUCGUCACAACAGGGAAGGUCAAUAAUGCCCAGGAUGCCCAGGAGCUUAUGGGCUUGGAUGAAGAUGAAGAUGAAGAUGAUAAGGAAUCUGAGAAAAAGGGGCUAAUUGAGAGGAUCCACAUGGUCCAAGAGAUCAUCAUAGCUGUUCAAAGCAUACUGGAAGAAAUAGCAUCGUUUGGAGAGAGGAUUAAAAACACAUUCAACUGGACGGUGCCUUUCCUCUCUGUCCUGGCCUGCUUGGUCCUGGCAGCAGCAACAGUUAUUUUGUAUUUUAUACCACUGAGGUACAUUGUUUUAAUCUGGGGCAUAAAUAAAUUUACUAAGAAGCUUAGAAAUCCCUAUGCCAUCGACAAUAAUGAGCUACUAGAUUUCCUCUCCAGGGUACCAUCUGAUGUUCAAAAGGUGCAGCACGCUGAAUUGAAACCAUCCAGCGGCUCCAGCCCCAUCAGGAAGAAGCGGAGCGCGCUAUAGGAUGCGGCGAAGUUCGGGAAUGCAGCACCUCCCUGCCUGCACCCGUGUGCACACACAGCACCCCUCCCAUCCUCCUCGCCUCAGAACAACACUAGAGUCACUGCCACAGACUUUCUCUUCCUGGGAAGAUGUGGUCUUUUGAUAAACACCUGUCUUGGGUUUCUUUUCUGGGUUGUCUUUUUUUCGGCAUGGAAUCCCAAAAAAGAGCAAGGUGAAACGUGAAUUUAGUUUAUGGGAUGGAGAGGAGACUGGGAGAGGAUGGUGCAACUGCACCUUUUCUUUUUCUUUUUUUUUUUUUCCCCAUUUGAUUGCAGAGACAAGGCUGGAUGUGGCAGCACUCCCUGUGUUAUGUAGGAAGAGAUAAUUCUGCUUAGUGUAGCAGAUCGGCUGAGCUGAUGUGAAGAGAUGCUCUGAACCAGUUUUUAACAUAUCCAACAGAUUUACAUUAAGAUAUGAAAGCUAUUCUUUUCUAAGUUAAAUCACUGUGCCUAGAAAGGUUUAAGCUCUGAAUUAACGAGUCUUUGAUACCCAUCUUCUGUUCAAGCAGUGUACAUUUUAAAAAGUUUUUUAUCAUAAUUAGCAGAAAGAGCUAGGAGCUCCAAGAGUAUCUCAAUAUUUCAUCCAGCACUUGUGGGUUUUCUUUUUCCUUUCUUUCUUUUUUUUUUUUUUUUUAAAGACCAGCCUGUGGUUAACUCUUUGUAUUCUGGAAUCAUCAGAGAUCCAUUGCUGGCAAUGGAUGCAUGGAAACUUUAUGCCAUGAAAGGAUUUAGAGAAAAGGCUAACUCAGUGACCUGAAAAGACUCUGUUGGCUUGCCUUUUAUAAUUCCAUCUCAUCAGAUAUCUUCAGCAUAGCUGUUGUUUUCCUGUCUAAAUCCAGAGGGGUCAACACUACAGAUUCAAGAGGAAAAAACCCUGCUCUAUAGCCUUAAAGAAAAAAGUGCUUGUGCAGAAAGAGAGCACGUGCCCAAAGAAGUGGUUGUGCAAUAGUGAGCAGGCUUUGGUCCACCACUGAUGUCUUCUUGCAGUCUUUCCUGGUGCUUCAGAAGGAGAGGACCCAAAAGUGAAGUCAAGUGGAAACAGCAAUGGAAAGACAGAAGGAAGGACCCCAUUUUGUGUUCUGUGGAGAAUGUGAUUUCUUGCUUGCUUACCAAUCUUUUAGCAAUUGUGCAUUUGCUUUAUGUAUUUCAGAAAUCCAGCAUUAGUCAGGUUGUUAGACUGGAGAAACUAAAAUACAGAAUCGUGUGUAAAACCUGUUUAAUUUUGGUGAUACUGCAGCCCUCAGUCCUUUAGGUGCUGUGGGACAUUUUGGGAGUGACAUGUCACCACAAGCAUUCCCUGGAGUAGUUGACAGUACAGAGAAAUACAGAAACCUGAGAAAAAGGAUUCUUUUGGGGAAAAAAAAAAAAAAAAAAAAGGGCUUUGAAAGUCAUCUAAUAAAAGGUAAAAUGGUUUAAACCUUGCUUAUGGAUUGGUGAUCCACAUCGGGUUCUGUGUGGUUCCAUAGCACAAUCUUGUGGGCCUGUUCCAGGAAUCUGAAGAAGGAAAACUAACAGCAGACUAUCUUCCACUGGGUUAUUAGCCAGAUUCAGGAGUUUUUCAUAAGUUUAUUUUUCGAAGUCCCACUGUGCCUUUGAAUAAGGACAGGCACAUUUUCAUAUACUUGAUUGGCUAAAGAAUGUAUUUUGCUCAUGCAAAGCUCUGUGUAGCUGCAAAUGGAAGGAUUGAGGAAAGAUUAUCCUGGUUUAAAAAGCCACAAAAAUGCCUCUUUGUUUGCACGUGUGCUUGUGUACCCAUGCAUAUACAGAGUUGUGUAUAAAGAGUACAUGUAUAAUGUAUUUAUAGGCGAGUGUGUGGGGGAAAAUGGGUGAAUAUACAGAUUUAAAAACCUUGAAAAUGUUUAUGAAAAAUGCCAAAGAUUCUAAAGCUUAUCAUCUCGCAUCUGUUCUUCUUCAUUUUGUAUCUUUCCCGGCAUGUCUCUCUGGCUGAGCCAGAUCUCUGCAUGAUUUGAUUUACUUCAACUUAAUGAAGCUGGUUGGAAAGAGCCUUGUAGAAAUUACAAAAUCUCCAGUAAAUCUCCUUCUUGUACAUACAAUAGAUGUCCACGGAACCCUUUUGUUAAACCAGUUUCUCAAUCUUCUCUGUAAACAAUGCCUCAUUGUCUCGCUUGAAACUAUCAUCUGGUUUAUCAUACUGUAAUCUUGUCAUUUUGUAAGGACCAAAGUCAGGCAUAAUUUAAGGAGGCGUGUGGGAUCUGAUCGUUGAUUUGAGUGAAAACAUUCAACUGCAGGAAAAAUUGUUUAUUUAUUCAGAAAUAUGGAUUGAUACUUUAGUAGUUUGGGGGGUUUCUUUACGUUUUUCCACAUGGAACUGAUUUUUGUUCAGGAGA
Messenger RNA from Hirundo rustica (Barn swallow), 7756 nucleotides. It is a transcript of the gene MCTP2, whose product is annotated as multiple C2 and transmembrane domain containing 2. The record is from RefSeq and is a predicted model, not a curated record. Lineage: Eukaryota; Metazoa; Chordata; Aves; Passeriformes; Hirundinidae. Gene Ontology annotation, cellular component: synaptic vesicle membrane. Gene Ontology annotation, biological process: regulation of neurotransmitter secretion. Gene Ontology annotation, molecular function: calcium ion binding. The coding region runs from base 2683 to 5370 and encodes 895 amino acids. The transcript has 34 exons.